Messenger RNA from Parastagonospora nodorum SN15, 801 nucleotides. RefSeq lists its product as hypothetical. The coding region runs from base 1 to 801 and encodes 266 amino acids. Lineage: Eukaryota; Fungi; Ascomycota; Dothideomycetes; Pleosporales; Phaeosphaeriaceae. The transcript has 2 exons. The record is from RefSeq and is a predicted model, not a curated record.
AUGGAUCCCAGUCUAACAUUAGAAAUUCCCUUCGUCCUCCUCGGUCGAAAAGACCUAAAGUCAAGCAAAUACCUCCCACAAAACGAGGAGCAAACAAAACCUCUGGAAUACAUCAAUGCCACUCUCCUCGCACUCUGUCCCGACAUCCUCGUGCACCUGAUCGCAUCCAGCGACCAAAUCACACCAGAUGUAGCAUGGCAUCUCUACCCCUCCCCCUUCGACGAAGACGCCAUCCUCACCGUCGGCGAGCGCGCCAAACUCAGUAAAGAUAUAUGGUCCUGUCCCGCCAUCCUGCACCGCACUGGUAUUUCCCUCGACACCAGCUCCACUGCCUGGACGCUAUUCACUCAUGAAGCCGGGCAAAUCUUCUCCGCUCUCGCUAAACUAGAUGCGCACGAAGAGCCCGAAAUCGUCGUCCACGGCGAAACAAUACACUUGCGCCCGUGGAGCCUCGUCACGCCCUCACAAGCACAAUUACGAAUUGUUCUCGUGCCAGGGCAUGAUAUCCAUCCCCCCCUUUUCAAACACACACUCAUCCUCGCCGCCGCGCUGGAGCGCAAACUCACGCUCCUGACCACGCCCUCUGCACUACUUCGAUACUGGACGCUCUCGCGCUUUUUAGAGUUCCGCGCGGUUAGACAGUUGGGGCGGAAGAAAGCGGAGUUGUGGACGGAGAAGGGCGACGCGUAUGCUCGAGAGGAAAGGAAGUGGUUUGCUCGCUUCGAUGAGGAGGACAGGGCGGGUCAGCGGACCAAGAAGCGGGGGAGGGAGUGGUGGGAUGUUGUGGACAGUGGGGUUUAG